Molecule: messenger RNA, 380 nt
Organism: Meloidogyne enterolobii
Lineage: Eukaryota; Metazoa; Nematoda; Chromadorea; Rhabditida; Meloidogynidae
Source: the annotation of a GenBank genome assembly
UUUCUCUAGCAAUGACAACAAAUCAACAAACUGAGCAAAUUCAAAAUAUGGGCAAAUUAUUCAAAUUACAAGGGAAAAUUGGUUUUUUAACUAAAGAAGUUUCUGAAGACGAAUAUUCUUGUGGUGGAGUUUCUCAAUCGAAUCCUUGUGGACAACAUUUAAACAAACUUUUGAGUCUGAAAGGAAUGGUUGAUUUAUUUGUUCGUGAAAUACCAGAAGAGCUGUAUCAUUCAAAAUAUAAGAAUCCUGUUGCUGUUUUUGAUAAAGGGCAACUUUCUCUAACAAAAAGCUAUAAGGAAAAACAGAUGGAAGAAGACAGAAAAGUAUCAGAAGAAAAGGAAAUUGCCGAAAAUGAGGAAAAUGAACAAAUGGAAGUUUAA